GUCAGAUUAAUUCGCGAUUAAAGAUUCGACAUUGUAGUUUGAGACAAGAGUAAAAGAAGAAUGCAAACUCAGAAGACAAUUUCCAGCUUUUUCAGUCCUUCUGGCACUGGAAUCAAAAGAAGGGCAGAAGAUGAGGAUGCAGGCACAGACGAAAAUGCGAAUUCACCGCCUCUUAACCCGAAGCGGCUGGCUGUAAAUCUCUCACCAGAGCAAAGAGCUCGCAUCGAAGCUAAUCGAAAGGAGGCACAGAAGAAACUGCUCGCGAAUAAGAGUCCACAGUUCUUCGGACCUACGUGGAAGAAAGCUUUGGCAGCGGAAUUUACCAAGGAAUAUUUCCAGAAACUUAUGAAUUUUGUUAAAGAAGAGAGAUCACGCAAGACGGUCUAUCCUCCAGAAAAGGAUGUGUUUAGUUGGACUCUUCAGUGUGAUAUCCAUGAGGUUAAGGUUGUGAUUAUUGGUCAGGACCCUUAUCAUGGACCAAGGCAGGCACAUGGACUUUGCUUCAGUGUUCCUCCUGGAGUUGGUAUACCACCAAGUCUGGUAAAUAUAUACAAAGAGUUGCAAAAUGAUAUUGAGGGUUUUGAACCACCUAAACAUGGAUAUCUAUUGGGUUGGGCAAAACAAGGUGUACUGCUCCUAAAUGCUUGUUUGACAGUUGUUGCUUCACAGGCAAACUCUCAUAAAGAUAAGGGAUGGGAGAAAUUUACUGAUGCUGUAAUAAGGUGGAUUAAUACAAAUCUUCAUGGUGUUGUUUUCCUACUUUGGGGCUCAUAUGCUCAGAAGAAAGGCAGCUUCAUCGACAAGAAGAAGCAUCAUGUGUUGAAAGCUGUUCACCCUUCACCUUUGUCAGCCCACCGUGGAUUCUUGGGUUGUAAACACUUCUCUCAAGCCAAUGCAUAUUUGAAGAAAUCUGGGAAGAGACCUGUGAAUUGGUGCAAUCUUCCUAGUGAUGAAAAUGAGGCUGUGAACUGAACUUUGACUGAAAUCUGGCAUUAUAGUCCAAACUUUAUUAUAAACUUUUACUCUAGUUAGCUAAGGGUGGCAUGUUCGUUUUGUCAUAACUUGAUAGUUUAAUUCAAAAUUACAUGUGUUGGGGCUACUAUGCAAAUGUUUUGAUGUUGAAUAUUCAUGGUUUUACAAGUUUUUCAUUUGUCAUUUUCUGUUGUGUUAGACAUGGAAUGUCAUCCAUAGUUUGGUCGUGUAGGCUGACAUUCUGAACUUAUUGGAAAAUAGGUGAAAGCUUUCAAGGUGGUAUUGAUGUUAAAUAUUCAUGGUUUUACAAGUUUUUCAUUUUUCAUUUUCUGUUGUGUUAGACAUGGAAUGUCAUCCAUAGUUUGGUCGUGUAGGCUGACAUUCUGAACUUAUUGGAAAAUAGGUGAAAGCUUUCAAAGUGGUAUUAGAAAAAAGGAUUUCUUGAGUUUUCUCAGUUAGAUCCUGAUUAAAGAAUUGAGCUUUGG
Pocillopora damicornis (cauliflower coral) is the source of this 1457-nucleotide messenger RNA. RefSeq lists its product as uncharacterized. Gene Ontology annotation, biological process: base-excision repair, AP site formation via deaminated base removal; base-excision repair. Gene Ontology annotation, molecular function: uracil DNA N-glycosylase activity. The record is from RefSeq and is a predicted model, not a curated record. Gene Ontology annotation, cellular component: mitochondrion; nucleus. Lineage: Eukaryota; Metazoa; Cnidaria; Anthozoa; Scleractinia; Pocilloporidae.